Messenger RNA from Haemonchus placei, 192 nucleotides. Lineage: Eukaryota; Metazoa; Nematoda; Chromadorea; Rhabditida; Trichostrongylidae. The record is from the annotation of a GenBank genome assembly.
AUGCAACUAUCUUGGGCUAUCCAGACUCUGGCGAAGGCGAAAAAGCCGGAAAGAAAGUCGAACAAGAUGGUACUGGUUAUUAUCGCCCUUGCUGUACUGAUCAUUAUCCUUUAUGCGUUCUCUCAUUCCAAAACUACUCGUACAGACAGUUUCUUUGAUAGAUGUCCUCGAAUGUGUGAUAAGCCAAAGUAA